CCAUGGGAAUGGUUCACCUGGUAUCCUUACACCAUGGAUGAAGAUAUGUACGCCCGAGUCUCAAUCCGAUGCGUGGGUGGAUAGUGCGUUUUCAAAAAUGUAGAAAGAGUACGCGAGAAGCAUCAGAAGCAUUUAUGGUGGCCGUUGCCGAUGGUGAUGAUAAAGAAGCGUGGUAUGCGAUAGAACGGGUCUGCACUGAGAAUUCAGGAGAAUUGAAUCGAAAAUGAUUGAUCUCGUCAACAAAGUAAAUACAACGAAGAUGAAUGUAUUGCUGUGGAUAGUUUUAAAUGCGUGCGUCACGCAUGCUUUUAAUCUGGAACCACGAAUACCUGUUGUCAAAAGAGGCUUGCAGGGCUCCUAUUUCGGUUACUCCGUAGCCGAACAUGUAGAGAUCGAGAAUAAUCACUCGUUACCCAAAUCGACCAGUUGGAUGCUAGUUGGUGCACCUUUAGAUCAAAAUCGACAGCCAGGUACAAACAGAUCAGGAGCACUUUGGCAAUGUCCAUUGAGUACAUACACAAGGGAUUGUACUCAAGUUAUUACCGAUGGACGACUGAUGGACGAUGGUCUAUUAUACAGACCAUAUGAAUACGAAUCGUACGAUUCAAAUUUAGAAUCGGAUGACUUAGUUCCACCAGGAAACGAUGAAAUUAAGGACAAUCAAUGGUUAGGAGUUACUGUACGUAGUCAAGGAAUAGGAGGGAAAGUUAUGGUAUGCGCGCAUCGCCAUAUUGUUAGAACAGCCGAUUCGCAAUGGGGUCAAGGUCAAUGUUACAUAUUAACGCAAGAUCUAAAAUAUGAUGAUUUGAAAAAACCUUGUUCUGGCAAACCUACCAACAAAGCCCACGAGCAGUUUGGUUAUUGUCAAGCUGGAACUAAUGGUUUAUUAACUGUUGAAGAUCGUGUAGUGAUUGGUACUCCGGGACCACAUACUUGGAGAGGAACUCUUUAUUUAUUUACUAUUUCCGAUGAAUUUUUAACUAGGGACAAUACAGUUUAUAAUGCACCAAUGCAAGACUUUUCGCCUGUAAAUAAAUAUAGCUAUCUCGGAAUGUCCGUAUCCGUUGGAAACUUUUUUGGCAAGGAUUUGGUUUAUGCAGCCGGUGCACCACGUUCUAAUGGUACUGGCCAAGUAGUUUUGUUCACCAGACGUGAUUUCAAACCUGACAUGGACGUUGCCCUUAUUCUAGACGGCGAACAAUUUGCCUCGAGUUAUGGAUACGAAAUCACGUCAGCAGAUGUAAAUGGAGACAAAAUAAGUGAUUUGAUUGUGGCAGCACCAUUCUAUUUCAACAAAGCAGAAGGUGGAGCUGUUUACAUUUAUACAGCACUAGAUACAUGUAGAAUCAAAGAACAGUGUUCGCCAAUCAAGCUUGUUGGUCAUGAGGAAUCAAGAUUUGGAUUUGCACUGACAUCUCUGGGAGAUUUAAACAAGGAUGGGUACGAGGAUAUUGCAAUUGGCGCUCCGUACGAGGGAACAGGAACAGUUUACAUUUAUCUAGGUUCAAAGAAUGGCAUAAUUAAAACACCAUCGCAGAUUAUUCAUGCUGAAGAUAUGCCUAUAUCAUUGAAAACGUUUGGUUAUUCGUUAAGUGGCGGAAUCGACAUGGACAAGAAUGAUUAUACGGAUCUCUUGAUUGGAGCAUACGAGAACGAUGCAGUCGUUCUUCUUCGUUCUAAGAAAAUAAUCGAUAUCUCUACUUAUAUACGUUAUACAAAAAAAGACGGCAUAUAUCAGGAUACAAUAGAACCUAUCGAUCCCAACAGAAUUGGAUGUUUGGCCGAUCCAAACUCAAAUCAUACAUGUUUCGCGUUUGAGGCUUGCUGCAAGACGGAAUCACUCGUGAAAGAAGAUUCUAUGCAAAAUCUAAGAUUAAAUUAUUACAUCGAAGCGGAGACAUACACUGGAACUAAGAAAUUUUCGAGAGUUUGGUUCGGUAACAAUAGCAAUGCACGUCCUCAUUAUAUUAAUCGAACAGUCAUUUUAGAUGGCACACAGUUAGUACACUGCCAAAAGGAAAUCGUUUACUUAAAGGAAAAUACACGCGACAUUCAAACUCCGAUAAAAUUCCGUCUGAAUUAUUCGCUGAUACAAGAAGAACCAGUGAUGCCUCGCGAGGGUGCUCCUUUACCCGAUAUGAAGAAUUAUCCAAUACUCAAUCAGCAAGAAGCCGCACGGGUAUUCGAGGCUGUCUUUCAGAAAGAUUGUGGAAAUAACGAUAUUUGCGAAAGCGAUUUACAAGUGACAGCUAAAUUAAAUUUAUCAGCUUCCUCUAUAAAGCCUGACUUCUACGAAUUGCUUUUGGCAGAAAGGGAAGAGAUAGUGGUAGAGGUAAAUGUGGCUAACGUCGGCGAAUCUGCAUACGAGGCUCAAUUGUUUCUCGUCCAUUCGCAAAGUUUGAACUACAUCGCCAGUAAAAGCAACGAUUCCAUUAUCUGCAAUCUGUACAACGCCACUAUGGUAUCGUGUUCUAUCGGCAAUCCGUUCAAGAAGGAUAAAACAGUGGACAUACAAGUAAGAUUUGACCCAAAGGGUCUCGAGGAUAAUGAAUCACAGUUGGGUUUUACAAUUUUCGCAAAUUCCACAUCAAAGGAAGUCAAAGAGAAACGACCCACAGUGCUGCAAGCUACAGUACUAAAACGUGCCGAACUUUCAAUUAAAGGAAGCGCAAAAACACAGUGGGCGUUUUACGGUGGUCCUGUAGUCGGAGAAUCCGCGAUAAAACAUCUGAAUGAGAUAGGACCGAAGGUGUCACACAUUUAUCAAAUAUUUAACGAAGGCCCUUGGAAAGUCAGCACUGUGGAAGUGCGUAUUUCAUGGCCUUACGAAGUCGCGAAUGACAAAGCGCAUGGCAAGUGGCUGCUUUAUAUGGAAGAGAUGCCAACUAUCCAAGCUUUAGGAGAUGGUGAAUGUACAUUGCCACCAGGACAUGUAGUCAAUCCGUUAAAAUUGCAAGAUAAUAUCAACAUGAAUGAUAUUGAUAGUGUUAUGCAAUCUUCAACCCCGUCAACAAUUUUGUACAAUCAUACUAAUCAUAUAAGAACAACGCGAGACACAGAAAAAGUUGUAAAUACGCGAACCAUUAUUGACAAAGAUGGACAUCGACAUCGUGUCGUUGCGAUGAAUUGUAAAGCUGGCACAGCAAAGUGUUUCGACAUUACGUGCUACAUAUACAAUCUACAGAGAAAGCAAGAAGCCAUUAUAACUGUCAAAGCAAGACUUUGGAAUUCUACUCUAGUCGAAGACUACCCGAAAGUGGACAUGGUUAAAAUAGGUUCCAAUGCUAGAAUAGUGAUACCUUCAAACAUUGUAAUACAGCAAGAGAACUUGAAAGACGAUUACGCAACCGCCGAGACAAUUGCUUAUCCAGAUCUAUUAGAUCAACAAGAAGCUGAGCCUGUACCAGUUUGGAUAUAUGUAGUAGCCGCAGUGGCUGGAAUGUUGUUAUUCAUUCUACUUACAUUAAUACUGAGAAAACUCGGCUUCUUUAAAAGGCGGCGGCCAGAUCCGACCCUAUCUGGAAAUCUUGAGAAGCACAGAGAUGAUAAUCCUGAAAACGAAGCAUUAUUCAAACAUUAAGCAUUAAAUAAUCGACAUAUAAAACAAAAAUGCAACAAAUUGUCAUGGUUACUUAAAAUUAAGUACUUAUAGGAAAGAAGAACAAGAAGAUGAAAACAAUUUAUUUCUUAUGCCUAGAUUCUAUACUGCCUGAAUUUGAAAUGCAUACGUUGUAUGUAUGAGCAGCUAAGUACGCUACAAUAAAAUAGUUUGUGAUAUCGUUAUACAUUUUACGCGCACGACACAUUUUUUCUCAAAGAAUGUACGAUGUAUGUAUUAUAUGUGUAUUACAUAGAGGUCAUAAAUGCCUUAACAUUUAUUAUCUUUUGUUAGUGGAAGAAACGUACAUUUUUUAAAUAGUUUUAUUCAACAGUUUACAACUGCCCGUAGCAAAGAAACUCUACGAGUUAAAACGAUAAAAUGAUUAAACAAUGGCUUUUGAUACGCACGUGUAUUGUAUUUGAAGGAUAAGAAUAAAUAAUGAAAUUUGUUCCAUA
Molecule: messenger RNA, 4056 nt
Organism: Monomorium pharaonis (pharaoh ant)
Lineage: Eukaryota; Metazoa; Arthropoda; Insecta; Hymenoptera; Formicidae
Gene: mew
Product: integrin alpha-PS1
Exons: 14
Coding region: 224-3580 (1118 amino acids)
Biological process (GO): integrin-mediated signaling pathway; cell adhesion mediated by integrin; cell-cell adhesion
Cellular component (GO): external side of plasma membrane; integrin complex
Molecular function (GO): integrin binding
Source: RefSeq, a predicted model, not a curated record